AGUGGUUCCAGUAUUCGCGACGCCGCUACGCAAUUCGGAAGUUUUCCUGUUGCGCGCUACCCCUUUUCGCGUUGCCGCUGGUUCCGCUCGCAACUAUCUUCUAAACUAUCGCAACUAUUUCUACUAAGAAACUACUAGCAAACUUUUAAAAACUGCAAGAUAUCAACCAACAAACAAAGUUUUUAAAAGUUUUGGGUAUUUUGGUGGCAAUAAAAGAGAAUGUGUACAAUAAACAUUUAAUUUUUGAUAAAACAGAAAAACACCGAAGGACAGUAAAUAUUUGCAUUAAAAUUCAAGAUAUCUACCUACUAUACAAACACUUAUUUUGGUUCAGUGCAAAUUGUAAAUUAGUUAAUUAAAAUUACAGCGCUAAGUUUACUUGGAGUGAAAAUUAGAUAAAAUAAAAUUAAGAAAGCUAUCUAGAAGAGGGAGCACUACGAGCAGACGUACGACCAGCGACAAGAAUUAAGAGUUAACGCUUCAACAUGCUUGAGAAUUAGAUCAAAACGGUGUUCUGUGUAUAAAAAUAAUAACAAUGUCGGAUUCAUCUAUCUACACUUCGGUGGAGGAGGUCCGCUUGGCUGAGCAGGAUUGCAUCGCGCGGCUGAACGGCAGCAGCAACACCGAAGAUGGUUUCGGCGAUUUUACCACGCAAGGAUUGUUUUGUCCGGGUUUAUUCGACGGAUGGACGUGCUGGCCGAGCACGCCCGCCGGCGAGGUGGCGUCAGAGCCGUGCCCGGCUUUUAUCGUCGGAUUUGAUCCUCACCGAUCAGCUUACAAAAUCUGCGAAGAGAAUGGCGAGUGGUACUUUCAUACGGUGUUCAACAAAACGUGGUCCAAUUACACAACGUGCGUCAAUAAAGAAGACUUAUUGUUUCGGCAGAUGGUCAUCACAGUACACACAGUUGGAUAUAGCAUCUCCUUGGUGGCCCUAUUGACAUCUCUCAUGAUAUUUGGUUAUUUCAAAUCCUUGCGAUGCGCGCGGAUAACGGUCCACAUGAACUUGUUCGCCUCGUUCGCCAUGAACAACCUUUUAUGGCUGCUAUGGAAUAAUCUCGUCGUCUAUCGGACCGAAGUCGUCUCCCACAAUCCGAUUUGGUGUAAAGUAUUGCACGUGGUGCUCUACUUCUUUCUACUCUCAAACUAUUCGUGGAUGCUCUGCGAAGGAUUGUAUUUGCACACGGUGCUUGUUUCGGCGUUUGUUUCGGAGACGAAACUGUUACGCGGCAUGGUGCUUCUUGGGUGGGGCCUGCCAGUGAAGUUUAUCAUCAUCUACGCUUACCAGCGAGCGUUUCACCCUUUGCCCGAUUCGGAUUCAAUAUGUUGGAUGGAAGAAGCAAACUACAACAUAAUACUGCUAAUUCCUGUCGUGGGUACAGUAGCUUUCAACAUCAUCUUUCUCUGCAAUAUUUUGCGUGUCCUCUACGUGAAAUUGCGUAAACAGCCGCAGGCAGGAUCAGGCGCAUCGAGGGCAUCCCUUCAAGCUCUACGGGCGACAUUGCUGUUAAUACCACUCCUCGGUCUCAACUACCUGGUGACCCCGUUUCGACCUAAUCAACCGGGCGCUUGGGAAUUCGCCUACGAGAUGGUCUCCGGCAUCACUUCAUCCUUACAGGGAUUAUGCGUCGCAAUUCUAUUCUGCUUCUGCAAUGGCGAGGUGAUCGCUCAAAUCAAGCGAAAAUGGCGGAUGGCAACAUAUCGCCCACGUGCAAAUUCUUGUACCGUUACCACCGUAUCGGUACGUAAGCAUCUCUAUGUGUGUGUGUAUGGGUCAGCGCCGAAUUUAUGAUGGUUCGUAAUUUAAUGGUGCGCUUUGCAGUUUGUCCGCUCGUCGUACCCUAACGGCGAGGAGAAAAUAUGACUAGGCGCCAUCGGGCGACGAGCGUCGCAGUGGAUUGCAUCGCGGCGCGCCUCCACCGUUCUGGUGCGGUCGACGAACAACGCCGAAAUUGUACCCGCCACCGACGCCGCCGCCGCUCAGACACAAGCUCAAUGCGUGUAAACCAAACACACUGUUCCGCUCGCUUACAGUUUUGUAAGUUUUGAAGCACGUUUUCCUAAAUUCGUACUGCGGUAGAAAAGUUUCGGGUAUGAAUUGUUUCAAUCCUUUUGACUUUUAUAUUUAUACUUCUACAAAUUCUAUUUGUUGGUAUGUUAAAAGGCAUUUUACUUAUUUUCCUAUUAUUUAAUCUAUUUUUUAAAGAAAAACUACGAAUAUUAUAUUAAAAUAAGUAAAGCGGUGAUAAAAAUACAAUUCAAAACUAAAAUCAAUAACUUUAGUUGAUUGUAACUCUACACCGCUUUAAUAAAUGUGAAUAGACUAGACUAGAAUAUAAUACAAACAGAAAUAACCGAAUUAUCAGAUGUUUAUCAUUGUAAAUACAAAAUUGUGAACAAUAUGUGAAGCAGUUCAACGACCUAGCAACUAAGAUCUAAACACACAUAAAAUGUAUCGAUACGAAACCAAAACGUGCAGUGGGGUGCGUUGUUCACGUUUAUUUUUCUACACAAUCAACUAGAAUGUGCAUAGGUAGUAAAUAUUUUACGUCUCCGCCAUAAAUAUCUCAUCGAAACUGAAAAUUGUUUUCGUUUUCUUUCGCCGCGCGAUUCUUUUAUUGUACAUUAGAGAAUUCAUUCCCGUGCGCAUUUCAUUUCGCUUUAUUUCGGCCCGACGUCAUUGCUACUGUUAUUGUUGACUGCUAUUGUCGUAGGAAAGGCCUACGGCUUCUGGCAUUCCAUCGCGCAUCAAAAUGCUACGCUGCUAUUUUAUACACUAUAAAUAAAUAAUCUGGAUUAAGGGAAUGAAACGCGAUCGGUUAGGACUAGUCCGACUGCUCGCGCAAGGGAAAGAAAAGAGUCUGUAAUACCUAGUCAUCGGAAAAGGAAAAGGACCAACGAACGCGAUGACAAAACGACCAUUCGCAUCGGGUAAACAAACACAUCAGUAGUAGGCACUUUACAUCCCAGAAUCGUUUUUGUGUAGGUUGUAUAUUGAAAACGGCAUAUUUCAUGCGGGAGUAUAAAUCAUUACACACGCAUAGAUAUACUGAUAAAGAAGGAGUUGUAAAGAAAGCAUGAGUCAUAUUUUUUUGAGCGAAAGGACCAUGGUCAGCAGUAAAUAUACUGCUUGGACUAAAAAUACUAAAAAUAAAUGUACAUAGAAAAAGAUUCACAAAAAUUCAUCACUUUAUAUAAGUUCAGUUUGAUUACAAAAUGAUUUUAUGAUUUAUUUGAUGAAACAGCACAUUUGUAAGUUGAAACUGUUGAAACUGUAAAGUGCAACACUGCAGAAUUAUUUAUGGGGGUGUGUUUGUCUGAAGGCAUUCACAUUUUAAAGGAUUAAAUGUUUCACUAGCUCCUGAACUUGUCAACAACAUUCUACACUUGUGACUGCGCGAAGAACCUACGACCGACGUCAUAACUCUUUCCGAAAGUGCAGACUCGGAAAAUACAAUGCACCCAGACGGAAUUACACUUAUAUAUUUGCAAAAUGUCUUUCACAAUUUUGCUAGUUUCGAGACUUAAACGUUGAGAUUAAAAAUUAAUAAGCGUAGAAUUAUGGUCGGAGAUUAAAAAAUAUUUAUUUCUAUUUUAAACUAGGAUGUUAUGAGAGAUAAAAGCACACUGCACAAAAAAACACUACAUACACAUGUAAAUAUAAACAAACAACUAACUGUAACCAUUAUUUAUUUUCUACAAAAACUACAUUUAUGUUUAUAAUGCGUAAAUGUAGAAAAAAAACACUAAAACCAUGUUAUUUCUUUAAUGUUUAUUACUGUUACUGUAAAAUAAUAUAACCAAAUACUAAAUAGCCUGGAAGUAUGUGUACUUUAACAAUAAUAAUAAUAUAACCAAAAAGGUAACCAAAAAUUGUUUGUAAAUGUUUCUGGACAAUGAAAAUGUAUCACUAUAUACAAUUUCUAUGAGAAAUGUAUCUAUUGUAAAAUAUGUGAAAAGCUUUAAUGGUGAAAGGAGAAAAAUAAAUUUAUUGACGUCUAA
Messenger RNA from Dalotia coriaria, 3999 nucleotides. It is a transcript of the gene Dh31-R, whose product is annotated as Diuretic hormone 31 Receptor. Gene Ontology annotation, cellular component: plasma membrane. Bases 536 to 1789 code for a protein of 417 amino acids. Gene Ontology annotation, molecular function: G protein-coupled peptide receptor activity. Gene Ontology annotation, biological process: cell surface receptor signaling pathway; adenylate cyclase-modulating G protein-coupled receptor signaling pathway. The record is from RefSeq and is a predicted model, not a curated record. Lineage: Eukaryota; Metazoa; Arthropoda; Insecta; Coleoptera; Staphylinidae. The transcript has 12 exons.